This is a messenger RNA of Rhinichthys klamathensis goyatoka, 2782 nucleotides long. It is a transcript of the gene stat1b, whose product is annotated as signal transducer and activator of transcription 1b. Gene Ontology annotation, biological process: defense response; type I interferon-mediated signaling pathway; cell surface receptor signaling pathway via JAK-STAT. NCBI's taxonomy places the organism in Eukaryota, Metazoa, Chordata, Actinopteri, Cypriniformes, Leuciscidae. The record is from RefSeq and is a predicted model, not a curated record. Gene Ontology annotation, molecular function: RNA polymerase II cis-regulatory region sequence-specific DNA binding; DNA-binding transcription factor activity, RNA polymerase II-specific. Bases 123 to 2294 code for a protein of 723 amino acids. The transcript has 23 exons.
CAUUUUGUGGCCACUGAAGAGAAUAAAAGUCUGAAGCAGAGACAGUUUAAUCUACGUGUGUGUUGUCUGCUUAGCCUGAGAAAUACUGCUUUUGUGCCUUGACCCAACUUACAUGUUGAAAGAUGACACUCUGGAACCAGCUGCAGCUGCUGGACUCUCUGUAUUUGGAGCAAGUGGACCAGCUUUACGAUGAGGCUUUCCCCAUGGAGAUCCGACAGUAUCUCAGUCAAUGGAUUGAGAGUCAUGACUGGGAAUCCGUUGCAAGUAAUGUAUCCUUGGCCACCCUACGCUUCCAUGAGCUCCUCAACCAACUUGAUGAGCACUACAGCCGUCUCAACCUGGGAAACAACUUCCUCUUACAGCAUAAUAUACGCAAAAUUAAGCGUAACCUACAGGAGCACUUCCAGGAGGAUCCUGUUCACAUGGCUAUGAUCAUAGCUAACACUCUGAGUGAAGAGAGAAAGAUACUGGAAACUGCACUUAGUACACAAGGUAAAGGUAACUCAUCACAGGGGAAUUUCAUGAUGGAACAACAAAAUGACUUGGGCAAUAAAAUCAACAAUUUGAAGACGAACGUGCAGGAAAUAGAACAGGACAUUCAGGUUUUGGAGGAUGUACAAGAUGAGUAUGACUUCAAGAGAAAGACCUUGCAGAGUCGAGUGGAAGUUGAUAUGAAUGGCCAGAUAACAAAAGAGAUACAGCAGGAGGAAUUGGCAAUUCGACAAAUGUUUAUGGGGCUAAGCAUGAAAAGAGAGCAUAUGUAUGUGCAGGUGGUGAUAAAGGAAAUGGCUAAUGUACUGACUCUAGCAGAGCAGAUCCAGCUCACACUCAUAUCAGAUGAGUUACCUGAGUGGAAGAAGCGGCAGCAGAUGGCUUGCAUCGGUGGUCCGCCCAAUGCGUGUCUGGACCAGCUGCAGAGCUGGUUCACAGUGGUGGCAGAGUGUCUGCAGCAGAUCCGUCAGCAGCUGAAGAAAGUUCAGGAACUGGUGCAGAAGUUCACCUACAACAACGACCCGCUCACUCUGAGCAAGAGCCAGCUGGAUGAACAGGCACUUUCACUCUUCAAAAACCUUAUAUCAAAUUCUCUUGUAGUGGAGAGACAGCCGUGUAUGCCCACACAUCCUCAGAGACCCUUGGUGAUAAAGACAGGAGUUCAGUUCACAGUCAAGAUCAGAUCUCUAGUCAAACUCCCUGAACUGAACUGUCAACUCAAAGUAAAAGUCUCUAUUGACAAAGAUUUAACAGAGAAUGACACAGUAAAAGGAUGUAGAAAAUUCAAUAUUUUAGGGACAACUUCUAAAGUUAUCAACUUAGAGGAAUCCAAUGGAUGUCUAGCAGCUGAAUUUCGCCAUUUGCAAUUAAAGGAAAUGAAAUGUAACAACAGAACCAAUGAGAGUUCUCUCAUCAUUUCUGAGGAGCUGCACUUACUUAGAUUUGAAACUCAACUCAUUCAGCCAGAACUAUGUGUUGAUUUAUCGAACAUAUCACUUCCGAUUGUGGUGAUCUCCCACGUGAAUCAGUUACCUAGUGCCUGGGGCUCCAUCUUAUGGUACAACAUGCUCUGCAGUGAACCCCACAAUCUGACGUUCUUCUUGAAUCCGCCACCAGUGAAAUGGGAGCAGCUUUCAAAGGUCAUAAGCUGGCAGUUUUCUUCUGUCACUAAACGAGCGCUGAACUCUGAGCAGCUGAGAACGCUGGCCGACAAACUUCUUGGUCAUGAAGCCCAAGGUGACCCCGAGGGUCUCAUUUACUGGAAUACAUUUUGUAAGUUGUCUCCUAAUGAGAGGGGUGUAGCGUUCUGGCUGUGGAUGGAUGGAAUUCUGGACCUUAUUAAAAAACAUCUGCUCAACAUCUGGAAUGAUGGGUAUAUUAUGGGGUUCAUGAGUAAAAAGAGAGAGAAGGCUUUGUUGAUAGACAAACUCCCAGGCACUUUCCUUCUGCGCUUCAGUGAAAGCUGUCGAGAAGGAGGAAUCACCAUCACAUGGGUGGAAUAUUCACAGGACGGUAAACCUAAGAUGCAUUCGGUGAAGCCCUACACUAAAUCAGAUCUGGCGACCAUCUCUUUGCCUAACGUCAUCCGUGACUACACCCUCACUGCUUCAGAGAAGGUCCCAGUGAAUCCCCUCGUCUACCUUUACCCAGACAUCCCAAAAGAUGACGCUUUUGGUCGCUACUAUAGCAGCUCUUCUGAUGAUUCAGAAGAGAUGGAGAUAGACAAACCUAUCAAACCAUAUAUAGAUAGACGCAUGAUUUCUGUGUCAGAAAACCCUGUUUCAAGACUCCAAAAGUGUUAGAGCACAUCAAGGCAACGCUGGUUUGAGGAACGUUUCUCCACCAUCUAAAUUAAAUCCAAGGUUUUUCGGGGAGAAAAUUAUCCUGUUUUUAGUAGUACUGCAUCUGUCACAACUAUAAUGAACGAUGGAAACAGAUAGUCAUACCCAAAGGAUUCAUCUUUGCACAGAUCUUCUCUCUACUAUAUUAGUCAUAAGGAUAUACUACAUUUAUUCUCCAAAAGGAGCCAUUUUCUUUAGUCAAAUUACAGAAUACAUUUACAGCUAAAACAGUGUAAUCCUAUGUCUUUUUGCUUGUUUGUUUGUUUUUUUAUAUAAAAAUGUGAACAUAUGAGAAACUUGCAUUUUGUUGUCACUGACAAUGUAUUUAAUAAUUAUAUUUGAGUCUGUGUACCAGUCUCUCAUGCUAGAUAUUGCCAUAAUGAAUACAUGCAAAAAUCUGUUUCUGUUAAGACAUUUGUUUGAGAAAAACCUCCUCUAUUCUGUGAAGU